CGAUAAGGUAAUCACAAGUGGCGUUGAUAUAACAUUUCUGUUUUUCACUUGAUCCAUUUAGUCUCGAUUACAAUGAAACUUCUUCUUGUUUUUCUUGCAGUGGCUGUAAACUCAGUUUCAGUGUAUACUGAGACGUGUGAAACGGUCCAAAAUUGCACUGUGACAGGGUGUAACACGGGUGGAAAUCUCGUGUGCGAUUUCGACGGACAAUGCACAUGUGAAACCUUCCAUAAGUGUACGGACGGUGAAAAUGUUGGAAUUCAGUGUUUUAGCGCCAGGUCUUGCAGAGGCUGGUACGAUUCGUCCACUGAACACAAGUGCGACUGCGCGAACACUCACAGUCUUCACUGUGUCGACGGAAUAUGCAAAUGCGGAUAUCCAUCAAGCUGAAAGAAUCUGCGAUUCCGAAAGUGCAGGCCAUUUGAAACAAUAAUGAACGACGAGAAAGAAAUCUACCAUUAAGACCUUUUCGUCAAAUGAGUCCUUUUUUAAUCUGAUACUACCAUUAUUUCGUUCACUGGAAAUAAAGUAUGCAUAACUAUUAA
Messenger RNA from Gigantopelta aegis, 545 nucleotides. RefSeq lists its product as uncharacterized. NCBI's taxonomy places the organism in Eukaryota, Metazoa, Mollusca, Gastropoda, Neomphalida, Peltospiridae. Bases 73 to 390 code for a protein of 105 amino acids. The transcript has 4 exons. The record is from RefSeq and is a predicted model, not a curated record.